AUGACAGCAAAUAUAGUGAAACUGGAUAACUUGGCGAGAAUGUGUUGCUCGAUCCGGGCCUCAGGAAUUGCACAGAGCCUAAGGGUAUCACCUGUUCCCAUGAUAUCGGUCAGCAAAAAAUACAGUACGAAAUCUACUAUCAAAAGUGUCGACAGCAACGAUAAUGUGGAAGAUAAAGACAUAGAGAAAGGAAAGAAGGAUGCAUUGAAAAGCUCCAGCGUUCCAACCUCUCGAAUAUCGAGAUUGUUUCAUUAUGGGUCGCUGGCAGCGGGAGUUGGCAUGAAUGCGGCUGCGAAAGGCAUAUCGGAAGUUGCAAAAGGUAAUUCUCCAACCUGGAAGUCAUUGAUCUUGUCGGAUUCCAACAUCGACAGAAUCACCAAUAAAUUCUCCAAAAUGAGAGGUGUGGCAUUGAAAAUAGGGCAAUUAUUAUCUUUCCAAGAUGAGAAAGUGCUACCAAAGGAAUUAUAUGAGAUUUUAUCACGAGUGCAAAACAGUGCGAACCAUAUGCCUCAGAGACAGUUGGAAAAAGUCAUGGCUAAAGAAUUAGGAGCUGAUUGGAAGAGCAAAUUCUCCAAAUUUGAGAAAGUACCCAUGGCAGCGGCUAGUAUUGGGCAGGUACAUGCCGCAGAAUUGCCUGAUGGUCAAAGAGUAGUCGUUAAGAUACAAUACCCUGGUGUUAAAGAAUCGAUUGAUUCAGAUUUAAAUAGUCUACUAAUGCUGCUUACCGCCUCAAGCUUAUUACCUAAGGGCUUGUUUUUGGACAAGACAAUCGCCAAUGCUAGAACGGAACUAAAGUGGGAAUGUGAUUAUAAGAGAGAGGCUGGAGCUUUGCAAAAGUUCGAAGCAUUGCUGAAGGAUGAUCCAGCGUUUGAGGUUCCUCAUGUGUUCCCUGAGUAUACUACCGAUAGCAUUAUAACCAUGACACGCAUGGAGGGGACUGAAAUAAUGAAGUUGCCCAAGGCAUCGCAGGAGACCAAAAAUUUCAUAUCAGAAAAUAUUAUGAGGCUAUGCUUGGAGGAAAUUGCUACCUUCAAGUAUAUGCAAACGGAUCCUAACUGGGCAAAUUUCCUGUAUAACUGUAAAACAAAGAAGGUUGAACUAUUAGAUUUUGGUGCAUCGAGACCUUUUGCAGAAGAUUUUACUCUAAAGUAUAGAAAACUUCUGACAUACGCCACGUUAGAAGAUCGUAGGGGCGCAUACGAAAUGUCUGUGCAACUGGGCUACUUGACUGGCUUAGAAUCGCAGUCCAUGAAGGACGCGCACGUGGACAGUGUGCUGACAUUGGGUGAGCCUUUCAGAGGAGAUUUCGAUAAACCUUUUGAUUUUAAGGAUCAAACCGUGUCAGACAGAAUUCGAGGCAACAUUGGGCUAAUGUUGAAUGAGAGACUAUGCCCACCACCAGAGGAAACAUACUCUUUACAUAGAAAAUUUAGUGGGAUUUUCCUUUUGUGUGCGAGAAUGGGUGCUUCCGUCCAUUGCGCAAGACUUUUCCAGGAAAUCUUUGCUUAUGAAGUUUGA
Molecule: messenger RNA, 1518 nt
Organism: Saccharomyces kudriavzevii IFO 1802
Lineage: Eukaryota; Fungi; Ascomycota; Saccharomycetes; Saccharomycetales; Saccharomycetaceae
Gene: COQ8
Product: protein kinase COQ8
Exons: 1
Coding region: 1-1518 (505 amino acids)
Biological process (GO): ubiquinone biosynthetic process
Cellular component (GO): extrinsic component of mitochondrial inner membrane
Molecular function (GO): kinase activity
Source: RefSeq, a predicted model, not a curated record